Molecule: messenger RNA, 1647 nt
Organism: Sinocyclocheilus anshuiensis
Lineage: Eukaryota; Metazoa; Chordata; Actinopteri; Cypriniformes; Cyprinidae
Product: ornithine decarboxylase antizyme 2-like
Biological process (GO): positive regulation of protein catabolic process
Cellular component (GO): nucleus; cytoplasm
Molecular function (GO): ornithine decarboxylase inhibitor activity
Source: RefSeq, a predicted model, not a curated record
GUGUCAAAGCACGGAGCGCUUAUCGCGGAACGCGUCAGUGAGAAUUUUUCAUAUACAUGUUGCAUUUCUCCGUGGACUUUCUGCACAGCAUUCACUUUUUGGGUUUUCAGAGUACAGCGGUCUACGAAGAAAACAUGUGCAACACAGAGGAGAGUUGUGCUGUGCUGGGCUCGAGGCAGCGGGCUCCAGGGCCUCUGUGGUGCUCCGAUGCCCCUCUCCCACUAACGAAGAUCCCGGGUGGGCGAGGGACAGGCAGGGAUCUCCCUCAUAGCGUACUGCACAAGGACGAAAAGUUGACGGUGACUCAGGUGGGGUCGGUAAACGGAGCGCCCCCUGUCCUGCACUUCCAGUACCAGUUGAGCGAGCGACGGUUCUCCUGCUGGGACACGGUUCUGUCGGACGACGCACUUUACUUGGAAAUCCCCACUGGAGCUCUUCAUAAUGGCAGCAGAGAAGGUUUAACCAGGCUGCUGGAGUUUGCAGAGGAGCAGUUGAAAGUCAGCUAUGUGUUCCUAUGGCUUCAAAAACACAGAGAUGAUCGAUUGUCCAUCAUGAAGACCUUCCACUACAUGGGUUUUGAAGUGGUAAAACCGGGUCACCCGCUGGUGCCGGCCCGGCCUGAUCUUCUCUUUAUGGUCUAUUCCAUGGACAGCAGCAGUUCUGAUGAAGAGUGACCAUCAAACUCUCACUCACACUUAAAAUGCCCCCACCCCUCUCCCCCAACUAUACCUCUGCAUCAGUGACUUUUAAGACAGGGGGAGGGGCGAAGCUGGGCCGACUAACACUCUGAUUGGUUCAGUUUCCAUUAUUAUCCCAACAAUCGGUUCUGAUUGGCCGUUCCAUCAGCAAAAGGUGGGUUGGUGCUAAAGCAGAAAUCCACCAUAUCCUCUCUGUUAAUUCACACCAUAUAUCAAACUGUCUAUACUGUUGUGUACACUAUGUAUGGAACAUUCAGAACAGGAUACAGAUCGCAGACAUGGGAGUGAUACUUUUUACAGAAGGGAAUGCAUUUGUAACCGAUUGUAGACUCUUUCCAGUGGCUGAUAAUGGUGAAACAGAAUUUCUUUUGUUUAUUCCAGAUUGGCAGUCUUCUCUGUUCUGGUUUGACUCUUCUUUAGGAGUUUCAACUGAAACUUUCACUAGUUAAUCAUUCAAUGUUCUCAGAGGAAGCGAGCUGAAUAGCUCUCAACUCUUAGUUAGAAGACUCGACUCACUUCAACAGCAUAGUUAGCUUUUCAAACACUCAUUAGGAUUUAUGCUAUGUUCCAUUCAACUCAGAACAUUUGAAUUUCUAACUUCCUAUGUAGAAAAGUGCAAUAGAAUGCACUUGAAGUUGGACUUCAAACUUGGAAAAUUCUAUGAAAACUACAAUUUCAGACGCAGGGACAUGGGGAGAUGUGCAGUUAAUACUAUACAUUCACUUUUAAGCCAAUAAAACUUCAACAGGAAAAAGUUUCCUCAUUAUAUAAAAUGUUGCAGAACAGAUGUGUAAAACACAGUAAACGAUCCUCACUGUUGAUGAGCACACAUCUGCAUAUUACCAUUACCAUAAAUGGCUUUAUUCUUGCCCUUCAAAGAUAUUAAGUACAACAAAUAUCUUUCAAUAUUGGAUGGAACGCAGCAUUCUAGCAUAAAUUCAUCCAAACA